Talaromyces amestolkiae is the source of this 1788-nucleotide messenger RNA. RefSeq lists its product as uncharacterized. Gene Ontology annotation, cellular component: GPI-anchor transamidase complex. The record is from RefSeq and is a predicted model, not a curated record. The transcript has 3 exons. Gene Ontology annotation, biological process: attachment of GPI anchor to protein. NCBI's taxonomy places the organism in Eukaryota, Fungi, Ascomycota, Eurotiomycetes, Eurotiales, Trichocomaceae. Bases 1 to 1788 code for a protein of 595 amino acids.
AUGAAGAGUCCUUUCUUUUCGCUCGCCGCCCUCGCGGCGUUCGUGGCCUCUGGUCUAGGAGCAACCGACUACCACGAACGACUCACUUUACAACCACUUCCGACCUCAUCGCUCCUCGCUUCAUUCAAUUUCCGCAGUAACUCGUCUAUUUCAGCUUUUCAUAAUCAGCAUUUCCGCUAUUUCCCGCGAUCUUUGGGGCAGAUUCUGCAGCAUACAAAUACCAAGGAGCUGCAUAUCCGCUUCACGACUGGCCGAUGGGACGAUGAGAGUUGGGGCGCUAGGCCGUCGGAGGGAUACAAGGAGGGCGCUACUGGUGUAGAAUUGUGGGCAUGGAUUGAUUCUGAGUCUCAGGAAGAAGCGUUCGCACAUUGGAUAUCCCUGACCCAAUCCCUCUCCGGCCUGUUCUGCGCUUCUAUGAACUUCAUCGAUUCCACACGUACGACGAGCCCAGUCGUGUCUUUUGAGCCUCUGGGUGAUCAUUCAUCCGAUCAACUACAUCUCCUCCAUGGAACACUACCCGGCGAGGUAGUUUGCACGGAAAAUCUCACGCCUUUCCUGAAAAUGCUUCCAUGCAAAGGAAAGGCGGGUAUCUCGAGUCUGUUUGAUGGACAUAAAUUAUUUGAUGCUUCCUGGCAGAGCAUGUCCAUCGACAUUAGACCGAUUUGUCCUUUUCGGGAGGGCGAAUGUUUGGUUGAAAUAGAACAAAGUGUUGAUAUGGUUUUAGAUAUCGAUCGGUCCAAACGUCCUCGUGACAAUCCCAUCCCACGACCUGUUCCAAAUGAAGAACUGGUCUGUGACCCUUCAAAACCUUACAACACCGACGAUACUUGCUAUCCCUUGGAGAAAAGGUCCGAAGUCGGAUGGACGCUUUCCGAGAUUUUUGGCCGUCCCAUCAAGGGACAUUGCCCUUUGACAGAUGAAGUUGGGCCUGGUGCUCAAACGGUGUGUUUGAAUGUGCCGGAUAGUCGGACUGUCUUGUCGACUCCCGGUGCAACCGAAACGAAAGAUAGUAGGGGCUUUUCUCGAUGCUAUACCCUAUCGUCAUCAACUGAUUUUGACAUUGUGGUGCCGGAAGAGGAAGUCAAGAUUCCGGUCCCGCUGCAACAAGGAGUGCUGCAUGCUGAAAGAACAAUUAUCGGACAUGGACAGGAACGCGGUGGCCUGCGCGUGAUUUUUAGGAACCCGUCAACCUUUGAAAGCGUGGAUUUCAUAUACUUUGAAUCUCUACCUUGGUUCAUGCGUCCAUAUUUACAUACUCUACAGGCUACCGUUGUCGGCAACGAUGGUAUCUCACGACAACUGCCCUUUUCAGAAAUCAUCAAAGGCAUAUACUACCGCCCUGCUAUCGACCGACAGAAAGGCACUCAGCUGGAAUUGGUCCUCUCGGUCCCCGCAGACUCGACCGUCACACUCAUCUACGACAUUGAAAAGGCCAUUCUACGAUAUACCGAGUAUCCUCCCGACGCCAACCGCGGAUUCAACGUAGCACCGGCGGUAAUUAGAAUCCUAGACCAAGAGAAGCGCUCUCCAAUCUACCUUCGCACUACGGGACUGCUCUUGUCUCUCCCGACACCGGAUUUCAGUAUGCCGUACAACGUCAUCAUCUUGACGAGCACUGUCAUGGCCUUGGGGUUUGGAAGUAUUUUCAACCUGCUGGUUCGCCGGUUUGUGCCUGCAGAUGAGCCGGCGUUGCGGUCUUUGAGCUUGAAGGCUCGUCUGGCUAGCAGAUUGGUGACGAUACGUGAUCGAUUCAAAAGCAAGACCUCGAAGAUGAAGAAAAGUGAUUGA